CGUAAUUUGGUUAAGAAGGCUGUCAACAGCCAUGAGCACAAAAGGUUUGGCGCGUGAUGGGCAGCUUGAGGCGGUGGCAACGGCCAUCAACUGGAUUGGAUUCUGGGGCGAGGCGACGUUUGAUGCUCCUCUGCGUGGGGAUGCUCUGGCUUGGUCUGGAGACGAAGUUCGCCGUUAUGCGUCGAGUGGUGGCACAGAAGUGCCAAGACAAGAGGUCGUGGAUGUAGAGGACUCACCUUGUCCUUAUACUGGUGCUGGUGCAUCCUGGAAGGCUGAGGUGCAAAGCCCGUGGUGGGUUCAUGCCCAGUCGCACACUGAAGGCCCUGCUGACGACGAGUCCAUCCCGCGCAAGCUCGAAGGAUGGUGGCGGGUUCUGGAUUAUCAGAGGGAUGCCGAAACCGAGGUGGGUGAUAAUCUCAACAUCAAUGAGCUCUGCUAUGUGGAGAAGCUGUGGACAGAUCGCAUACGAGUGUUCAAGGCCAACCAGCCAGGAGUUGCAGGUGAAGUUCCGUUGACAAGGGUGUGUGAUCUGCAGCUGAUGCAAAAGGCCUCAGCAGCAGUGGGAUCAAGGUGGGAUUUGCUCCGCGACGUGGGCGAGGGUGGUGAUGAUCCUGAUGACAUUCAAGUGGGGCAAAGACGAGUUCUUCUUGGUGGCGAGUAUGGGACCUUGAAAUUGAAAGGCUUGGAGUGCGAAGUGUUGAGCUAUGUCGAAUGGAUGGACAGGUGGACAGUCGAAAUCCCAGUCAAGGACCAGAAAGGCAAGAACCUGGUUGUUGCGGUGAUUCCGGCGCAGCUGCGGCAUCCAAAGCUUCCCCGGGAUCCCAAGCAGAAUGCCAAGGCCAAUCUGGGCCUGGCGUUGCGCUCGAAAGCUCUGGAGAUAUGCUGGCAGGCAGAGGCUGACGCCAGCGGAACCAGCACCGCAAGCCGCAAGUUCAAAUUGCAGCUUCGCUACGUAAGUCGGGUGCGGCCUGGUGGCCGGGUGUGGACAUCAUGCCCUGACUCAAUGUACAAGUAUGCGGAGGUUCGGUUCAUUGCAUCCGGCGACUAUGGCUUGGUGUUUCGGGUUCUUCGCAUGGUGGACCCCUCCAAGCAGGCCUACCAAGACGAAGAAGAUCCACACCUGGUUUUGGACAUCCCAAAGGGAUCUGAUCGAGGUGCCAUUGUCAAGGCGUAUCGAAGGCUUGCAAGAAGAUGGCAUCCCGACAAAGUAAAAGAGGAGGAGCACGAAGAGGCAGUUCUUGAAUUCCGGAGAAUUCACCAAGCCUACGAGAACUUGCUUGCGGAUCCAGAGCGAAGUUCGGACCUUCUGGUGCUGAAGAUGCAGCAUCCCAUCCCACCGAAGAAGCCAAAACGCAUCACCAUCCCCAUGGCAUUCCAGACAGAGGCGCGAUGCCUAAGCCUGGUGUCCCAGCUGCGUUUGCCGAAUGUGCAAAAGUUGGUAGAGGUGGGGCCCGAUAAUGAGUUUAUUGUAAGCUGGCCCUACCUGCCUGAAGCACUCAUUCCCCAGAACCAGUGUGAUGGUGUGAGUCAGGUUGAUAGAGUGGACCUUGUGAGGAAAGGCUGGUCGGACUAUUCAAGGUCACGUCACUCUGCCCAACAAAUCAUUCGCAUGAUGAUGUCGAUGAUCAGGCAUGACGUGAUGAUUGUCGACCCCAUCCAGAACAUCAUUGUUGAUCGAGAAAGUGGCGAGCCGCUGAUGAUUGACUUUGGCCGAGGUGAGACGGCUGGCUCCAUUUACACCACGCGGAUCAAGACCUUUAUGAAGAAAGUCCUACAGCUUUUGGCCAGAAGCAUCUCCAGGACCAGUUACGAUGUUGCGGCGCACUACAUCAGAUGCCUGGAGGACACUGUAUUUGAAUGCCUGGAGCGUUGGCAAGACGAGAAAACCCGCGACCAGAAGAAGGCCGUAGCCCUUGCCACUUCUUCAACAAAGUGGCAAGAGGGCAUCGAGUGUUGUCGGGAGAUAUGGCACAGCGAUGACGAGAAUCCCUUUCGGAAGAUGUUCAAGGAUCAGAAGGACGUGCUUCCUGAAGACCGAGUACUGCGAGAGGCCUGUCCUGCCGAAGCAGAUCCAGACAGUGAGGAGGAGAAGAAUGAUGAGGCUGAAGAUGAGGAUGAUCCAGAAGGUUUGUGCGAUGCUGACAUCAACUCACUCACUGCAGCUGGAGACUCAGUGCAGCGACUGCUACGAGCAAAGCGAAAGAAGAGCCGCCGGGCCAAGCAGGCAAAGGAGAGGCCCAAUGUGAUGGUUCAUGUUAAGGAGACGCUCGCUGAUGGCACUCUGGGCUUAGGGCUGGACGAUGCUGAUGAAGACCACCGAGGUCUUAUCAUAGUCUCCAUACACAAGAAGAGUGAGAAGUAUGGCUGGGAACUAGGAGAUCGGAUCAUUGAGCUGAAUGGGAGCCUAAUCGACGACUGGGAUGAUUUCCGGGCUACCUGGGAGGCAGCCAAACAGUUCAGCAGAGACGGCGCUGUCUUUGGCGUCGUCCGUGAAGGUGCUGAGCCUUUGCCCGAGGUGAAGGAGCCAAGGUGCUUGCACUGCAACGUGAAGGGCAAGCAUUUGCAGCGCUGCUCAAACUGGGCGUGGGCAAAUGGUGAAGAUGUCUACUUCUGUGGCAGAGACUGUCAAAAAGAAGCUUGGACCGCUGCCAAAAGAAAGGCCUAGUUCCCAGACCCGAUGGAACUACCAAGGCUUCAAGGCAGUGCGCUUGCCCGCGGAGACGAAGGAUUCGCCAAGACCUCCAAGGUGUGCAGCCGAGUGCAUAGCACGGCCUGACACUGGCAGCUCGGAAGUUGGAACA
Effrenium voratum is the source of this 2801-nucleotide messenger RNA. The record is from the annotation of a GenBank genome assembly. NCBI's taxonomy places the organism in Eukaryota, Dinophyceae, Suessiales, Symbiodiniaceae.